Messenger RNA from Histoplasma mississippiense, 1917 nucleotides. RefSeq lists its product as hypothetical. The transcript has 3 exons. Lineage: Eukaryota; Fungi; Ascomycota; Eurotiomycetes; Onygenales; Ajellomycetaceae. The coding region runs from base 1 to 1917 and encodes 638 amino acids. The record is from RefSeq and is a predicted model, not a curated record. Gene Ontology annotation, molecular function: GTPase activity; translation elongation factor activity; GTP binding. Gene Ontology annotation, biological process: translational elongation.
AUGACGCACGGAAAUCGCAAGCAGACGCUGGAGGAGCGACGGAAAGGUGAACUGGCGCUCAGCGACUUUGUCGAAUAUGUCGAGAAGCAGCAAGCGCAUCGCGCUCCUCUGCACCGUGAUAUCCGUGGAGCAUCCGUAGCACCCAGCGACAGCGGCUAUUCCACCGUGAGCCAGAUGACGACAACAGAAGACCAUGCGGAGCUCGAUAUUCUUGACCAGCUAGGGCUGUCUGACAAUACAGGUCAGGUAGAGCUAAAACAACUGCUUCUGGAUGACUCGGCUACCGCAGAUGAUACGCUGCAACAACUCGCCGGUGUAGUACAGGCUCGACUUGGUGAAGGUCGUGGGGAAACGAUUUUCGACCUUGGACAGGAAGACAAUGGGGAUUGGAUGGGCUUCAACAAAACACAGUGGGACACCGCCCUAGAGCGGCUCCGCAGAGCCGCACAAACGCUUCGGGCUGACUGUAAAGUGUUAUUAACCUACAAUGUCGGUGGUCCAGAAGAGGUGGAAUCUAAAAACGAACGGAUCAAGCAUGCUUACGGCAAAAUCCUCAUUCGACAAGCCGCAGCGUCGCCUGAGGACGUGAUUGAAACUAGAAUCGCGGUCGUUGGAAAUGUGGAUGCUGGAAAAAGCACCUUGCUUGGUGUUCUUGUCAAGGGUAAACUCGACGAUGGCCGUGGAAGAGCAAGGAUCAAUCUCUUCCGCCACAAACAUGAAAUCGAGAGUGGUCGAACGAGUUCAGUGGGCAUGGAAAUAAUGGGAUUCGAUACCCAUGGUGAGAUUGUUGGACGUGGGCAAGGACGCAAACAAUCUUGGGAGGAAAUCGGCAGGCAAUCUGCCAAAGUAAUUUCCUUCACAGAUCUGGCUGGGCAUGAACGCUAUCUACGGACCACCGUUUUCGGAUUGUUGAGCAGCAGCCCUAAUUACUGCCUGCUUAUGGUUGCUGCAAAUAAUGGCAUAAUCGGAAUGAGCAAAGAGCACCUUGGAAUCGCAUUGUCUCUGAAUGUUCCCGUCAUGGUGGUCAUUACCAAAAUAGAUAUCUGCCCGCCCAAUAUCCUCCAGCAGACCCUCACCCAGUUGACUCGCAUCCUCAAAUCUCCAGGUGCUCGGAAAAUACCUAUAUUCAUCAAAAACAUGGAGGAAACCGUUAACACAGCGACCCAAUUCGUUAACCAGCGGAUAUGUCCCAUAUUCCAGGUGUCCAACGUGACAGGAGAGUCUCUUGAUCUUGUCCGGACCUUCUUAAACAUCCUUCCGCAUCAUGGACAGUACGACGCUGACGCACCCUUCGAGUUCCUGGUGAAUGAUACCUUCUCUGUUCCUUUCGUGGGAACUGUUGUUUCUGGCGUUGUUAAAUCAGGGGUGGUCCAUGCCGGAGAUUCCAUAAUGAUUGGCCCAGAUUCGCUUGGCCAGUUCCGGACAACAACUAUCAAGUCUAUUGAACGAAAACGUAUAGCCGUGCAUGCCUGCUCUGCUGGGCAGUCUGCUUCUUUCGCCCUCAAAGGUGUUCGUAGAAAAGAGGUGCGUAAGGGCAUGGUCGUUCUCCCAAAACUUGACCAGCCUCCAAAAGUCUAUCGCGAAUUUGUCGCUGAAGUCCUGAUUCUUUCUCAUGCAACUACCAUCAAAACAAAGUAUCAGGCUAUGCUUCACGUUGGCGCGGUGAGUCAGACUUGUGCCAUCAUCGACAUAGACCGUGACUAUAUCCGCACUGGGGACAGGGCUCUAGUUGCAUUCCGUUUCAUUCAACGCCCUGAGUUCGUAUCAGUUGGCGAUCGGAUCCUGUUCCGCGAGGGUAGAACUAAAGGGUUAGGGAUUGUGAAAGCAGUGUGCUAUGACCCCAGCAAUCCACUGAACCCCAAAAGUAAAGAAAACGCCGAAGGAAACGGUCAAGUACCACAACGACAGACUAAAUAA